AUGGCCCCGCCGCUGCUGCACGCGCCCCCCUCCCGGGACCCUCAUGGGGGCGGCCCCCGGCCCAUGCCCCGCCUGGAGCGCGAGGGCCCCGGGGCCCAGCCCCGCGCUCACGCCAUGGCCUCCCCCAGCGGGGGAGAGUGCUGCCUGUGCCGGCCCAAGGGGAGGCCGGAAGAAGGAGCCGCGAACCGCCAGCCUGCGGUGGCGCAUGCGCCCGACAAGCCCAGUGGGGACCCGGAAGAGGAAAGCCUGACGGCAUGUGUGCGCAAGCGCGGAAAAGAGGCGGGGCGAUCCCCAAGCCUGCGGCAACGGGGGGGCCCGAGGCCGCCCAUCGCCUCCCCGCGCGCUCUCCGCGCCUCCCGGGGCACGUCCCGGGAGGGGCGCGGGGCCGCCGCCCGCAACCUCUUCCUCAAGAGUCCGCUGGGGUCGUGGAAUGGUGGGGGUGGCGGGGGUGGCAGCGGGGCCCGGCCAGAGGGGUCGUCGAAGGCUGCAGCUUAUGCCAACCCUGUGUGGACAGCCCUGUUUGACUACGAGCCCAACGGGCAGGACGAGCUGGCCCUGCGCAAGGGGGACCGAGUGGAGGUGCUGUCCCGGGAUGCAGCCAUCUCUGGGGACGAGGGCUGGUGGGCGGGCCAGGUGGGCGGCCAGGUGGGCAUCUUUCCAUCCAACUAUGUGUCUCGGGGUGGCCCGCCCCCCUGCGAGGUGGCCAGCUUCCAGGAGCUGCGGCUGGAGGAGGUGAUUGGCAUCGGGGGCUUCGGCAAGGUGUACCGUGGCAGUUGGCGGGGCGAGCUGGUGGCCGUGAAGGCCGCUCGCCAGGACCCGGACGAGGACAUCAGUGUGACUGCCGAGAGCGUGCGCCAGGAGGCCCGGCUGUUCGCCAUGCUGGCGCACCCCAACAUCAUCGCCCUCAAGGCCGUGUGCCUGGAAGAGCCCAACCUGUGCCUGGUGAUGGAGUAUGCGGCCGGGGGGCCCCUCAGCCGCGCCCUGGCCGGUCGGCGCGUGCCGCCCCAUGUGCUGGUCAACUGGGCGGUGCAGAUCGCCCGAGGGAUGCAUUACCUGCACUGUGAGGCCCUGGUGCCCGUCAUCCACCGCGACCUCAAGUCCAACAACAUUCUGCUGCUGCAGCCCAUUGAAGGUGAUGACAUGGAGCACAAGACCCUGAAGAUCACGGACUUCGGCCUGGCCCGAGAGUGGCACAAGACCACGCAGAUGAGCGCCGCGGGCACCUAUGCCUGGAUGGCCCCCGAAGUCAUCAAGGCCUCCACCUUCUCGAAGGGCAGUGAUGUCUGGAGCUUUGGGGUGCUGCUGUGGGAACUGCUGACUGGAGAGGUGCCCUACCGGGGCAUCGACUGCCUGGCUGUGGCCUAUGGUGUGGCGGUUAACAAGCUGACGCUGCCCAUCCCAUCCACCUGCCCCGAGCCUUUCGCUCAGCUCAUGGCUGACUGCUGGGCGCAGGACCCCCACCGCAGGCCCGACUUCGCGUCCAUCCUGCAGCAGCUCGUGGCGCUGGAAGCGCAGGUCUUGAGGGAAAUGCCGCGGGACUCCUUCCAUUCCAUGCAGGAAGGCUGGAAGCGCGAGAUCCAGGGCCUGUUCGACGAGCUGCGAGCCAAAGAAAAGGAGCUGCUGAGCCGCGAGGAGGAGCUGACGCGCGCGGAACGGGGCCUGCCUCGAACUCCACCGAUCCCCGCCCUCACAGUGGAGCCUGUAGAACCCGGCCAGGCUUGGGGCCGCCAGUCCCCCCGGCGCUUGGAGGACUGGAGCAAUGGAGAGAGGCGGGCAUGCUGGGCCUGGGGCCCCAGCUCGCCGAAGCCUGGUGAAGCCCAGAAUGGGAGGAGAAGUUCCCGCAUGGACGAGGCUGCCUGGUUCCUGGACUCAGCCGACUCAUCCCCCGUGGGGUCUCCUUCUAUGCUCCCGACGCUCAACGGGAACCCCCCACGACCCAGCCCAGAGUCUGAGGAGCCCAGGCGAGGUCCAGCAGAACGCAGUGGGGGUGGCAGCAGCUCCGGAACCCCCAAGCUGAUCCAGCGCGCCCUGCUGCGUGGCACCGCCCUGCUGGCCUCUCUGGGCCUGGGCCGGGACCUGCAGCCACCAGGGGGGCCGGGCCGCGAGCGCGGAGAGCCCCCACCGCCACCCCCCACACCCAUGCCCACUCCUGCCCAGCCACCCGCCUCCCCACUCAUCCGCUUCUCACCCAAGAUGCCCAGUGCCCCCGCCUCCCCGCGGAACCCUGAUGCCCCCAUGCCACUACUGCUAGACCUGGGCAUCCCCACGGACCAGCCGUCUGCCAAGAGCCCCCGGCGCGAGGAGACACGCGGACGGACUGUCUCCCCUCCACCAGGGAUAUCACGCUCAGCCCCGGGGACCCCGGGCACACCCCGCUCACCACCCCUGGGCCUCAUCAGCCGCCCGAGACCCUCCCCUCUUCGCAGCCGCAUCGACCCAUGGAGCUUCGUGUCAGCUGGGCCCCGGCCUUCACCCCUGCCCUCACCGCAGCCUGCCCCGCGCCGGGCACCCUGGACCUUGUUCCCAGACUCAGACCCCUUUUGGGACUCUCCACCUGCCAACCCCUUCCGGGGAGGCCCACAGGACUGCAGGGUGCAGACCAAAGAUGUGGGUGCCCAGGCCCCUUGGGCGCCAGAGGCCAGGCCCUGAGUGGUCUGGAC
Echinops telfairi (small Madagascar hedgehog) is the source of this 2660-nucleotide messenger RNA. RefSeq names its product mitogen-activated protein kinase kinase kinase 11 (gene MAP3K11). The transcript is spliced from 12 exons. The coding region runs from base 1 to 2649 and encodes 882 amino acids. The record is from RefSeq and is a predicted model, not a curated record. Gene Ontology annotation, cellular component: centrosome. Lineage: Eukaryota; Metazoa; Chordata; Mammalia; Afrosoricida; Tenrecidae. Gene Ontology annotation, biological process: microtubule-based process; positive regulation of apoptotic process; protein phosphorylation. Gene Ontology annotation, molecular function: protein binding; ATP binding; JUN kinase kinase kinase activity.